Messenger RNA from Myzus persicae (green peach aphid), 832 nucleotides. RefSeq names its product piggyBac transposable element-derived protein 4-like. The record is from RefSeq and is a predicted model, not a curated record. Bases 1 to 825 code for a protein of 274 amino acids. Lineage: Eukaryota; Metazoa; Arthropoda; Insecta; Hemiptera; Aphididae. The transcript has a single exon.
AUGCGACUUAUUGAACCUCUAAAGACCUCAAAACGAAAUUUGACAACCGAUAAUUAUUAUGGUAGUUAUCCCUUGGCACAAGAGUUACUCAAAAAGGGUAUAACCCUCAUCACCACUUUGAAAAAAAAUAAAACCGAUAUUCCACCAGGAUUUCUUCCAAAUCCAAAACGUAAAGUAAAAUCAUCACUAUUUGGAUAUCAAGAUGAGUGUACUUUGGUGUCUUACGUUCCUAAAAAAAACAAAGCUGUCAUUUUAUUAUCUACUAUGCAUGAUGGUCCUGGUGACAUAAACGAAGAAACCGGAAAGCCUGAAAUCAUCCAUGAUUACAAUAAAACAAAAAGUGGAGUAGACACAGUUGACCAAAAGUGCUCGGUAGCUUCAACAGCUCGGAAUACUAGAAGAUGGCCGCUUGCAUUGUUUUUCCGUUUCUUGGAUAUGGCUGGGGUAAAUUCUCAUAUUUUAUACGUUGCCAAUAAUAUAUCAAUGUACGAUUAUCGCAAAUUUCGAAGGUUGCCGUUUCUUCAAAGGCUCGCCACGAAUCUCUUAGAAGAACAUUUGAAAGAAAGGGCCAAAGUGAAGGGUCUUCCUAAAGAUGUACAGUACUUUCUCGCUAAAUACAAAAAUGAAGAUGUUUGCUCUGUUACUCAAGGAGAGAAUCUACCGAGAUCUGGAGCUUGUCAUGCAUGUGGAACAAGGAAAAACAACAAAACUACGGUUAGAUGUUCCCUUUGUACUCGUUUUGUUUGUAAAAAACAUUGCACGAAUAUAAUCAAGUGCCACUCAUGUCAAAAUUCUGAAAGUUCAGAAUCAAGUAUGGAAAAUUAAAAUUUAA